Messenger RNA from Hipposideros armiger (great roundleaf bat), 2946 nucleotides. It is a transcript of the gene CCDC62, whose product is annotated as coiled-coil domain containing 62. The transcript is spliced from 13 exons. The record is from RefSeq and is a predicted model, not a curated record. NCBI's taxonomy places the organism in Eukaryota, Metazoa, Chordata, Mammalia, Chiroptera, Hipposideridae. The coding region runs from base 92 to 2128 and encodes 678 amino acids.
GCGGGAUUCGGGGCUCCCGGCAGGCGCGCCGAUGGCGUUUCUAAGGUGACGCUGCGCACAGCGACUUGCUCCGAGGGCGGAGGAAACACCUAUGAUCCCGUCGACGACCUUCAUCGUCGGGCGCCAGAACAUCGGGUCAGAAGUUGAGAUUUCCACCAUCGAGAAGCAACGGAAAGAGCUGCAGCUGCUCAUUGGAGAGUUAAAAGACCGCGAUAAGGAGCUCAAUGAUAUGGUCGCGGUACACCAGAGACAGCUUCUUUCAUGGGAAGACGAUCGGCAGAAAGUGUUGACUUUGGAAGAGCGCUGCAGCAAAUUAGAAGGUGAACUGCACAAAAGAACUGAAAUCAUCAGGUCCCUCACAAAGAAGGUAAAAACCCUUGAGUCUAAUCAAACCGAAUGCCAAACAGCUCUUCAGAAGACUCAACUACAGCUGCAGGAAAUGGCUCAAAAGGCAACCCAUUCCUCUCUCCUCUCUGAAGACCUUGAGGCUAGAAACGCAAAUCUCAGCAACACGUUAGUGGAACUUUCUGCUCAAGUAGGACAGUUACAAGCUCGAGAACAGGCUCUCACUACGAUGAUAAAGCUAAAGGACAAAGACAUUAUCGAGGCAGUCAAUCACAUUGCAGACUGUUCGGGUAAAUUUAAAUUGUUGGAGCACGCCCUACGCGAUGCCAAGAUGGUGGAGACUUGUAUUGUGAAAGAAAAGCAAGAUUAUAAGCAGAAAUUGAAGACACUGAAGGUUGAAAUCAAUAAACUGAAAGAGGAUCUAAAUGAAAAGACAACAGAAAAUAAUGAACAACGAGAAGAGAUCAUUCGCCUCAAGCAAGAGAAAAGUUGCCUGCAUGAUGAAUUGGUUUUUACUGCAGAGAGAGAAAAAAGGAAAGAUGAGCUACUUGAUAUUGCAAAGUCAAAGCAAGAACGUAUAAACGCAGAACUGCAUAAUCUGAGACAGAUUUAUGUAAAACAACAGAGUGAUCUGCAGUUUCUGAAUUUCAAUGUGGAAAAUUCUCAGGAAUUAAUACAGAUAUAUGACUCAAAGAUGGAGGAAUCAAAGGCCCUGGAAUCCAGCAGAGACCUGUAUUUAUCAGACCUUGAAAAUGACUACCCCAAAGUCGAUAUUAAGAGGGAGAAAAACCUGAAGUCACUGGUAAAGGACCAAAAAUUUGAGACCAUGUUGGUUCAGCAAAAUUGGGCCGACAAGAGCUCUUGUGAUGUGUGCAGAGAGAAGAAGCUACAGGUUAAUACUUCGUUUGGGGAGAAAAGUGUAAUUGCUGUCUCAUCUCUGUGUAUGAAAGACUUAAUGGAGAACCAGAAGUCCUGGUCUUUGGGAGGAAAACUGCAGAUGGAACCCGAAAACAAAAGUACAUUGUGCAGCAUUCAUGGAAAAUCACCAAAAGGUAAUGGGAUUGGGAUUCAGAACGAAGAGAAACAGCUCUCGGAAACCACAGCUUUGUCGGAUGAAAAGCAGUGGCACGAUGUCAAUGUUUACCUGGGCCUGAGCAACUGCUCUGGUUCAAAACAACCAGAAAAGCUGGACGUUGAAUGUCAAGAUCACGUGGGAAGAUCUGGAGUCUCGUGUUGCCAUAAAAAUGAAGGCUGUCUGGGGGAAAGCCACCUGUGUGAAUCGCAGUGUUGCCAGCCGAGUAACUUCAUCAUCGAGGCCCCAGGCCAGAUGUCUGACUUCGAGUGGAUGAGCAUUUUCAAGCCUUCUAAACUGCAGAGAGUCGUUCGCCACAAGUCGGUGUGCACUUGUUCAGAAAGCACCAGUGGCACGAAAUACAACUCCAUGAGUGAGCUGAUUGCCAUCCAGCAUUCCCACUGUUUGGGGUCUUCAAAACCUGCCUUGAGAGAGGGUGAGAAGUUGGUGGACACAGAGUCCUCUUCUGAUAAAAAGAACUCAUCGAAGUUUCUGUCAGUCAACAAAGAUGCAGCAUUGCCCACUGAAAAGGAUGAAUUUUCCCCCACAAGUAAGCUCCAGCGAUUGCUGGCCGAGUCUCGUCAGAUGGUGACGGAUCUGGAGCUGAGUACCCUGCUCCCAGUCAGCUCUGAGAAUCUCAACAGCAGUGCCAAAAAUAAUGUAGAAGUACCAGAAGAGCCAGCUCAGAAAAAUGCCUCUGUCAGUAAUUGAAGAAAACGAAAAAGUCAACUUCAAUAUUCAGCGUUCAUAGGAGCCCAUUUCUCAUCUACAUGGAAGGCAGGAAGCAGACAUCAAUACCUAAUACUUAACCUUGGAAACAAAAAGAGGAUUGUAAUCCUUUGUAAGCAACAUUUAAUACCAAAGGGGAGCAGAAACUGAAAGUUAAUUUUUAAACAUCUAUAUUUUGUUUCUUUUCAAGUUAACCACUUGCACGUGUAAGCAGUAUUUUUCAUGUGUAAGAAAUUAGGCCUUAUUCUCUAUUGUGUAUAUCCAAACUUGUAAUUAUGCUGAGAGAGAAAAAGAUUUCCCUGGAAAGAUGCAGACUACUACAGAUUAAAUACUGGAGAAGCUCUUUAAAAGUCAAUAUCAAAGAGAGAACCCUUACAUACAAAAUGCUAUUUUAACUAUCUGAUUUUUUUUAAACCUAUGCAUGCAUUAUUUAAAUGAUAACCAGUAGCUUAUCAGAGUCAGCUCCAAAUCUAUGAGAAAUAGUAUUCUCGCCUCUUGAGGUUUUAGCCCUGGAUUUUGCUGUGCAAACAGACAUAAAACGAUCUGAUAGAAAAUAUUUUUAACUGGAAAUUAUCUCCUCUGUUCCUGACAAUGGAGGUCCUUCUGUCCCAAUGCUGAGCAGAGCCCCAUCCUGUCUGGUUCUCUAGCCCCAUCCGUGUAUACAAACAACAGUUUGCUGGAAGAUCAAGUUUUAUAUGCAUUUUAAAAAACGAUUAAACUAAAACACUCCCAUUUUAGCUUGUAAUUUAAUUUUUAAAAGAAUAUACUAUGUGCCUAUCUGUCCUUUAAGAGAAUUGAUC